Diospyros lotus (date-plum) is the source of this 1142-nucleotide messenger RNA. RefSeq lists its product as uncharacterized. The record is from RefSeq and is a predicted model, not a curated record. Gene Ontology annotation, cellular component: histone acetyltransferase complex. Bases 353 to 781 code for a protein of 142 amino acids. The transcript has 8 exons. NCBI's taxonomy places the organism in Eukaryota, Viridiplantae, Streptophyta, Magnoliopsida, Ericales, Ebenaceae.
UGUUGUCACGAUUCCCAAUUGAAUGGUCCCAGUCUCUCCCUAAACCCAAUUGGAAGGGCAAGCCUUGCUUAUUGGUGCCCUAGAUUCUUUCUUCUAUCCGCACCCCAUUUCCAAUUUCAGUGCAAACCCAACUGUUGAAUUACCGUUUUUGGCUCGUUAAUUUCAAACUUCGCGCGAAACAUGCAAUCCGAAGGGAAAAAAGGUUCUUACAACCCGGCUGCGAGGCUUGCGUCUCUGGUGAGCAAGAGAGAGAAGCUUCAAGAAGAGCUUCAUAACAUUGAAAGACAGGAAGAAUUUUGUAUCAAAGAGGUUGAGGAAGGCUAAAAGAAAACUUGAUCAGAAACCCAAGGCUAUGGAUAGAGAUGAUUGGAGAGCUAGUGGGGUAUAUGAGUUGGAGACAAGCUACUUGCAAGAAUCUAGCCAUUUUGGCAAUGCCUUCAAAGGUUUUGAUGGUUUUCUUUCAGCAUCAAAAAACACAACAAACCUAAAGAGAUCCAGAAAGCUUCAGCCUGAAGAUAGGAUCUUCUCAUUGUCCUCGGUCACCUCACCUGUGGCAGAAGAACAGGGAGUUGGCCGAGAUGGUGGGCUCUUGUUAUUUGAUGGAAGAUCAGAUGUAGGUCAAGGUCGGGCCAAGGGCAGUGGCUUAGCCGCCAAUGGACAUUCUUUCUUAGGGGAAAACCAAAGAAAGGAAGAACAGGACCAAGAGAUGCAAAGAAAAUCAGGCUGUCGGGUGAUCCAGAUCCUGAUGAUGAAGAUGAUUCUUGAUUUGAGCUUGGGAUAACUGCACUCCCUUCUAACAUCUGUAGUUUAACCUGUAAGCAUAUCCUUAGCAGCAAGUUUAGGUUGUCCCAAAUAUCGAAUCUGUUUCCAGUUGCAGAGUCUUACCGUUAAUAGUGUGCUGAAGUACUCCUGUUAGAUUGACUGUAUUUUAUGUAAAUGUCUUUUUAGCUGUAUUCUUUAUUUAUUUCAUCAAUUGUCUCUGCCAGUGCUGUUGUAUUCUAGUUACUUUGGUUAUGUAAAUCCAUAUUGUAAAAGCAGUAAUCUUGUCAGCAAAUUUAUAUUUGUCAGAACCGAGUGAAUAGAUCUAGAGGCAGGAAAGGAACAAUUGGAGAUAUUUUUAUGAUAAAUUCUCUUUGAGUCCA